AUGAUCGGCGACGAGCUAUUCGGUGCGGGACAUGUAACCACGACUGGGCUGGUUGCCUGUGCCAGUGCGCUUGUCUAUCUACUAUUCAAAGGCUAUCAAGCCCGGCUUACGUUCUACCGUCUCCGCCAGCAAGGAAUGCCGAUGCCACCAUGGAAUUCCAUCCUAGGACAUCUCCUUGCCGUUCCACCAGUUAUGAAAACGCUACCUGAAGAUACACAGCAGCCUGAUGCCUUUGAGGCUCUGUGCCGUGCGAAUGAGAAAAAGGAUGCCGAUUCCAUUAUCUAUCUAGACAUGUGGCCGUUCGCUGACCCUAUGAUGGUUAUUUGCUCACCCUCGCCUAUUCUGCAUGCCUUUUUGAAUCCGUUAGCUGGCGGCGCAAACUUGUUCACCAUGAAUGGGCCCGAAUGGAAGCGUUCUCGUUCACUCUUCAACUCAGGCUUUAGUGCCAGCUACAUUUUACAGCAGACGUCUCAUGUUGUAGAUGAGGCUGAAGUCUACGUCGAUAUUUUGAGAGAACAUGCUCGAAUAGGUGAAAUGUUCUCUCUAGACGAUGUGACUUGCUGGUACAUGAUGGAUGUUAUCGGUGCCGUAACCUUAGACUCGCGACUCCAUUCUCAACAGCAGUUCAAUCCCCUAGCAUCGGCAUUGCGCCGGCAAAUUCGUUGGCAUGUCCUUGACAACGAGUGGAAUCUUCUAAUUAGAUGGAACCCAGCUCGCCCCUUUGUGCAAUGGUACAAUAGCUACCAGAUGAACAACUACAUAUCCCAGGAACUUGACAAGCGGUAUGCCGAAUGGACCGAGGAUGAGACAGCCGCUUCGUCGCGCUCUAUCAUCCAUCUUGCCUUAGCAGGUUACAUGGCCCAGCAAAAGGACAAGCCGCGCCCCAAGAAACUUGACCCAGCUUUCAGGGACUGGGCCACAGUGCAAAUACGCCUGUUCCUCUUUGCUGGCCAUGAUUCUACAUCGUCUACAAUCUGCUAUUGCUUCUACCUCCUACAAUCUCACCCCGAAGCCAUGGCCAAGCUUCGCGCCGAGCAUGAUGCCGUAUUCGGUACUGUCAUUACUAAAACGGCCAACACAAUGCACGAACAGCCCCAUCUACUCAACCAACUCCCCUACACCACGGCAGUUAUUAAAGAAUCCCUACGUCUCUUCCCUCCUGCGUCCGCGAUGCGUGGCGGCCAACCCGGCGUAUAUCUCCAGGACGACAAGGGCAACAGAUAUCCGACCGAGGGAACAAAUAUGUGGAUUCUACAUUCAGCCGUACAACGCAACCCGAAAUACUGGCCUUCAGCAAUGAAAUUCAUACCCGAGCGCUGGCUCGUGGAGCCGGGCGACCCACUGUACCCCGUUAAGGGGGGUUGGCGCCCCUUUGAGCAUGGGCCGCGAAAUUGCUUGGGUCAAACUUUAGCUAUGCUCGAUGUGAAAAUCACACUGGCGCUUACCAUGCGUGAGUUUGACAUUAGGCAUGCGUAUGAUGAACGGGAUCGCUUGCACCCUACGAGCAAGGUUAAGAGUGUUAACGGCGAACGCGCUUACCAGACGCAAUCCGGAGGGGCGCAUCCUGCCGAUGGUUAUCCGUGUCGGGUCAGCUUGAGGAAGUAA
This is a messenger RNA of Daldinia decipiens, 1605 nucleotides long. RefSeq names its product cytochrome protein. Gene Ontology annotation, molecular function: monooxygenase activity; oxidoreductase activity, acting on paired donors, with incorporation or reduction of molecular oxygen; iron ion binding. The coding region runs from base 1 to 1605 and encodes 534 amino acids. Lineage: Eukaryota; Fungi; Ascomycota; Sordariomycetes; Xylariales; Hypoxylaceae. The transcript has 3 exons. The record is from RefSeq and is a predicted model, not a curated record.